This is a messenger RNA of Saccharomyces kudriavzevii IFO 1802, 870 nucleotides long. RefSeq names its product putative ATP-binding cassette family ATPase CAF16 (gene CAF16). Lineage: Eukaryota; Fungi; Ascomycota; Saccharomycetes; Saccharomycetales; Saccharomycetaceae. The record is from RefSeq and is a predicted model, not a curated record. Bases 1 to 870 code for a protein of 289 amino acids. Gene Ontology annotation, molecular function: ATP hydrolysis activity; ATP binding. The transcript has a single exon.
AUGGUGUCCCAACUUGCUGUUGAAGUACGUAAUUUAACGUAUAAAUUCAAGGAAAGCUCUGAUCCAUCUGUUGUUGAUAUCGAUUUGAAAAUCCCAUGGAACACAAGGUCUUUAGUUGUGGGAGCGAAUGGUGCCGGUAAAUCCACACUUUUGAAAUUAUUGAGUGGCAAACAUCUUUGUCUUGACGGUAAGAUCAUGGUGAAUGGUCUUGACCCGUUUAGUCCUUUGUCUAUGAAUCAAGUGGACGACGACGAAAGUGCUGAGGAUUCCACGAAUUACCAAACGACCACUUAUUUGGGUACGGAAUGGUGCCAUAUGAGCAUCAUUAAUAGGGAUAUUGGCGUUUUAGAACUAUUAGAGAGUAUUGGGUUCGAAUAUUUCAGAGAAAGAGGCGAAAGAUUGGUCAGAAUCCUGGACAUCGAUUUGCGUUGGAGAAUGCACAGAUUGAGUGAUGGGCAAAAGAGGAGAGUGCAAUUGGCUAUGGGUCUUUUGAAACCGUGGAGAGUUUUGCUACUUGAUGAGGUCACUGUGGAUUUGGAUGUUAUUGCCAGAGCAAGAUUGUUAGAGUUCUUGAAAUGGGAGACCGAAACUAGAAGAUGCUCAGUAGUUUACGCUACGCAUAUUUUUGAUGGCUUAGCUAAAUGGCCCCACCAAGUGUAUCAUAUGAAAGCAGGUAGGAUUGUGAAUGAGUUGAAUUUUCUCAAGGACGUGGAGUUUUCCGAGGUAGUCAACGCUAAAGUCAAUGGGCAAGUUGCUUUCGAUGACAGCAGUAAUAAGGUCCUUAUCAGUAAAGUGAACAGUCUACAUCCAUUGGCAUUGGAAUGGUUGAAACGUGAUAAUCAAAUUCCAGAGAAAGAGAUAGGUAUAUAG